AUGGCCAAGCGAGAAACAAUCGUCCACUGGUUCCGCAAAGGAUUGCGCAUCCAUGAUAACCCGGCCCUUACCCUUGCGGUGGACAAAGUGUGUGAAAAUCCUUCAAAGUACUGCCUUCGACCGGUGUUUGUACUCGAUCCUGGUAUACGCAAAUGGUUGCGCGUAGGACCAAAUCGAUGGCGUUUCCUGCAGCAAACACUGACCGACUUGGACCAAAAUCUUCGAUCUUUAAAUUCUAGACUCUACGUCGUGCGGGGAAAUCCGGAAGAAAUAUUUCCCACGCUUUUCGAUGAAUGGAACGUAACACUACUAACGUUCGAGCAUGACAUCGAGCCAUACUCCGUACGGCGUGACAAAAAAGUCGAGGAACAAGCGAAACAGCACCGCGUGGAAGUACAAAUCAAGAAUUCUCUCACAUUGUUUGACCCUGAAACCAUUGUGAGGCUUAACUGUGGCAAACCCCCGCUUACCUACCAAAAGUACUUAUCGCUUGCCUCGUCGCUCAAAACACCUCAACCCAUACCAGCUCCACAGAAGCUGCCUUCAAAAUACAAAUCACCCGAAGCUGACAAACAAGAGCGGAAGGAUGCAUGCUGUUAUGAUCCGCCAACACUUAAGGAGCUAGCAGUGGAUGAAAGGGCGAUGGAAGAAUGCAAAUUUCCCGGCGGUGAAAGCGAGGCUCUACGUAGAAUGAAUGAAUCCCUUAGUCAAAAGUCCUGGGUGUGUAAAUUUGAAAAGCCAAAUACGUCACCGAACUCACUGGAACCGUCGACUACCGUGCUCAGUCCGUAUCUAAAAUUUGGUUGCUUAAGCGUUCGGCUGUUCUACAGUCGAGUAAACGAAAUCAUCAAAGGACAAAAGCAUUCACAGCCGCCAGUAUCGCUGAUAGGACAGAUAAUGUGGCGCGAGUUUUACUACUGCGUGGGCGCUGCGACCCCCAACUUUGAUAAAAUGGUCGGUAACAGCGUGUGCAUACAGAUCGACUGGGACACGAAUAAGGAGCACCUCGAGGCGUGGACUCACGGUCGCACGGGCUACCCGUUUAUCGAUGCGAUCAUGCGUCAGUUGCGCCAGGAAGGCUGGAUCCAUCAUCUGGCUCGGCAUGCCGUGGCUUGCUUUCUAACACGUGGUGACCUCUGGAUAUCAUGGGAAGAGGGCCAGCGCGUGUUUGAAGAGCUACUGUUGGAUGCCGACUGGGCGCUGAACGCCGGCAACUGGAUGUGGUUGUCGGCGUCCGCAUUUUUCCAUCAGUACUUCCGCGUGUACAGCCCGGUGGCGUUUGGUAAAAAGACCGACCCGGAAGGCAAAUUCAUACGCAAGUACGUUCCGGAAGUGGCACGGUUUCCCGCCGGCAUCAUCUACGAACCGUGGAAGGCGAAUCUAGAAGCGCAGCGAAAGUACGGCUGCAUAAUUGGCAAGGAUUAUCCGCACAGAAUAGUAGUCCACGAGGAAAUUUCGAAGACGAACAUUCAGCGUAUGGCCGCUGCCUACAAACGGAACAAACUAAAGAAAGACGACGGUUUGGAUGGAGAUAGUGCCACCUUCAGUCCUGAUCCAAAGAAACGGGCAUCAUCUUCCUCGUCUUCGGCGAAACCACCGGCAAAGAAACAAAAACUCGAAAACACAAUUAAGAAGUUUCUGAAGAAAAAAUGA
Anopheles nili is the source of this 1653-nucleotide messenger RNA. RefSeq names its product cryptochrome-2 (gene phr6-4). The transcript is spliced from 2 exons. Bases 1 to 1653 code for a protein of 550 amino acids. Gene Ontology annotation, cellular component: nucleus; cytoplasm. Gene Ontology annotation, molecular function: DNA binding; FAD binding. Gene Ontology annotation, biological process: circadian regulation of gene expression; entrainment of circadian clock by photoperiod. NCBI's taxonomy places the organism in Eukaryota, Metazoa, Arthropoda, Insecta, Diptera, Culicidae. The record is from RefSeq and is a predicted model, not a curated record.